Guillardia theta CCMP2712 is the source of this 516-nucleotide messenger RNA. RefSeq lists its product as hypothetical. The transcript has 7 exons. The coding region runs from base 1 to 516 and encodes 171 amino acids. The record is from RefSeq and is a predicted model, not a curated record. Lineage: Eukaryota; Cryptophyceae; Pyrenomonadales; Geminigeraceae.
AUGCUGCUCAAGGCAGGAUCCAGGCGUGUGCUCCUCUUGUUCCCUGACUCGCCAUGCCAGGAGCGUGAAGAGGCUGACCUGGAGCAGAGGCAGCUCAGGGAUCUGGAUCCUAGCGUGCAAGAGGCUCGUCAUGCGGCGGAGAGGAGGAUGAAAGACCUGGAACAGGGAACGACCAAGCUCGAAGCUGUCCUGUCAAAGCUGCGGCAACGGAAGAUGGCGCUGAUGAAGGAAAUCAAUGUUGUGCGAAGUCAAAAGGAGGAGAUGGCGCACGCGUGUCAGCGCCUAGCCCAGGAGAACCAGGGGUUGCAGCUCACCCUCCAGAACGUUGCGGCUAAGAUCGAGGUCGUGCAUGCAGACCGACUGGCGAGUGAUUCGCACAAGCAGCUGCUCCAGGAAGAGUCGCGAGCAAUAGAGGACGAGAUCGAGAGCUUGAGCCGGAAGCUACAUCAGGCGCGCACGUUGGCGUUGAGCUCUGUGAACGCGGCAGGCAAGAAGAUGGCGGUGGAGCUGGUUUGA